Molecule: messenger RNA, 4638 nt
Organism: Anopheles merus
Lineage: Eukaryota; Metazoa; Arthropoda; Insecta; Diptera; Culicidae
Product: cGMP-dependent 3',5'-cyclic phosphodiesterase-like
Exons: 12
Coding region: 1549-4050 (833 amino acids)
Biological process (GO): negative regulation of receptor guanylyl cyclase signaling pathway; regulation of mitochondrion organization; positive regulation of gene expression
Cellular component (GO): nucleus; synaptic membrane; cytosol
Molecular function (GO): 3',5'-cyclic-AMP phosphodiesterase activity; protein homodimerization activity; 3',5'-cyclic-GMP phosphodiesterase activity
Source: RefSeq, a predicted model, not a curated record
AGUUUACUGUUUCCGUUCGGUUGGGUUUUUCGCUACGGUCGUACUGGUCGACCGGCCCCCGUAGGAACAUGCUUGGGGCCCGCUGUACGGUGCGUCUCCAUGCAUUCGAAAAGGAUCUCACUGUUUGCCGUAUCAACUGCGACCGUGACCGUGAAUGAGUUUUAGUUUUGGUUCAUCUGCUUAACUGCCACGUGUAGUAGUUUUAUGGGCGACGGCGGGAAGGCCGAAGGCAGGAAUCCUUACCGGUGUAGUUGAAGGUGCAGAAAAGACAACACACAGAGAGAAGAAAUCAAAACAAACAAGUGCGCACGAAAGCUAGCCCAAAAGCAAAGCGCGACUUGACGAGGGAAAAAAGAAAGAAAAGCAAAAACUGUUCUCUGUCGGUGGUGCCAGUAGCCGGCAACCAGCAAGCAAGUAAUUUAUCACAUUACUUGUACCCAGUUUAUUUAUUUGUCUCGUGCGUGUGAUUCCUUUUUGGUGGUUGCUUUUUGGCUGCCCCUACCGUUCACGGUUACAUAAAUUGAUCGAACACCGAUCAAUUAUCGGCUCGUGGUGGUUUAUUUGGUGCAAACAGUUCGAAAACAAAACAACAGCGUGCUUGCGGUUCAUAGUAACCGAAUAACGGCUUUUUGUCUUUCUCUCGCCCUGCAAACGAUCAUAGUAAUCGGGCUUUUCGCCCAAACGUGUUUUGCGCGCGCUUUCAUAUGUCACUCCUGUCACAUGGUGUGUUCGUUCUACGUAUCUAAGCAAAACAAAUUGUUAUCAAUUUCCUUCCCAAAAAAACGUAUCAACUCUAACCUAUCCCAACGCACAUCCUGCUAGUGAAAGAAAAGUGAACGAAAAGUGAGUGUGUGUGCGUGUGCGAAAAAAAAAUCCUGUUACCACAAUUUUGGCACACAGAUUGCAAUCAAAUUUCGUGCGUCCCUGCAGCGACACGAGGGCUGGGGCGGUGUAAUUUAAUUACCCCUUCUUCUGCUUUUUUAUUGAACCCCUUUUUGCCCCGCUGAGAGAGGUGUUACUUACGAGCAAUACUAGGCACUUAUCGGCCACAUUUUAUCACUCGGUGUUAUCUCGUGCUGCGUAUUUGUGUAUUUGCGGUUGGUGCCGGUUGCCUGCAGUUUUUUUUUUUGUGUGUGUUACUUCUCAUAUUGUUUGUGAACCGAUAUUUAUUCCACGAGGUUGUCGUUGUUACUGUGUUGUUGAUAGUGUGAAACGCUGGUAGGUUCGGUCGUGCGGGACAGGAAGAUCGUGAUCGCGCGACUGUGGCCGUUGGGUGAGUGAGACACCGCAACCGCAACCAACGGUGAAUGAUAAACACACAAAGUCACGUUAAAUAGCUGCCCAAAGGCGGGUUGUAUUCGUGUAGCGGAAACAGACGGGGCACGGGCACGGGUGGUAGUAAGUGGUGAUAAAAUAAUAGGCGCAACAGUAGCGCACCCGCGGAGUGAUACUACCCAAAGAUAGGUCCAGAUCGUGGGCACGCGUGUGUAACGCAGAGAAAAUAUAAGUUAAUAUACAAACAACCGCACACAACAAGCGAAAAAAAAAAUGUCGUACAACGCAGAUGAUUGUCCCGAUAGCGAUACGGUGGUUGGAGGCGGAGGAGGAGGUAGCAGUGGCGGUGGCGGCACGACCGAAUCAAAUUGCGCGACACCGACCUCGCCGGGGAUGACGCGGCAGGACGCGGUCGUGGUGCACGGUGACGGUUGGUCCAUCGAUGGGGGCGAUCCGGCCCCGACCGCCGGCCCACCGUCGAUGGCCGGCUACGAACCAUGCGAUCCGCUAAUUAUCUUGAAUCUAUUUCAAUCCCUUUCCGCCACCACCAACUCGCUGGAGCUGCAGAUGAAAAUCAAUCUUCACCUGAAGGCCCUCACGAGAUCACCGUACGUCUUUCUCGUGCCGAUCCUGCACUCCAGCGAGGAAGGUCUCAUACAGGUCAUUAACGAUAACGUGCUCGAGAAGGAGAUUCGCUUUUCCAUCAACUCUACCCAUUUCCGCAGCGGUUCGCAACACAAUGGUUACCCGUUCGUCAUCGAUGACCUUAACAAGGAUUUCUCCGAGGUGAUUGAAAUGGUCGUCGGCAACAAGCACAACACCCUGAUCUACGACAUCCUAGGCCCGAAGGUGAGCAAACUCCAGACGCAAACGUCGACGACGUCGGCCUCCUCGACGUCAUCGCUGAACGAGCUGAACUAUGCCGCGUUCCAGCAGCAGGCGUUCCAGCAGCAGGGCCAGAACGGCGCAACGCAACAGCAGAUCGCACUGUUCGUCUGCAUUGCCGGUGACAGCUCGUCGCGAUCGCGGUAUCAGUUCUACAUCGACGAUACGUUCCGGUACGUGCUGGGCCACCUGGUGACGGCGUUCGAGCUGUACGAGGAGAAGCGUGUGCGCGAUCAGUGCCAAAAUUUGCUACAAGUGGCCCGCCGGUUGCUGGGAAAGAUAGGUGACCUGGGACAGCUGUUGCGGGGCGUCAUGACGGAGGCCAAGGAACUGGCGGCUGCAGAACGAUGCUCUCUAUUUCUGCUCGACAAGCACACCGGCGAGCUGGUUUCGAAGGUUUUCGAUGGCAAUGAGGCCUCGAAGGAGAUACGCAUCGAGAGCGGCAAAGGGAUCGCCGGCUACGUCGCACAAACGGGCAAACUGCUAAACAUUCGCAACGCAUACCAGCAUCCACUGUUCUACAAGGGAGUCGACGAGUCGACCGGCUUCAAAACGAGGAACAUACUCUGUUUUCCGAUCUGCGACGAGGAAGGCGUCAUCGGUGUGGCCCAGCUCUGCAAUAAGCUGAACGGAUUCCACUUCGACAAGUGUGACGAAGAGGUGGCGACCGCAUUCUCCGUGUACUGUGGCAUCAGUAUUAUGCACGCGCUGGUGCACAAACAGGUCCAGAAAGCCGAGGCACGCUACAAGCUAUCCCAGGAGCUGCUUCUCUACCACAUGAAGGUACCGGAUACGGAGGUGAACCACACACUGGAAGCGGUGAAGGAACCGGACCGGGAGCAGGACGAGCUGUACCGUACGUUUCCGCGCUUUGACUUCUGCCCGCGGGAUGUGAAGGAUCAUGCCCUUUCGGUGCAGCUGGCGAUGCGAAUGUUCUACGAUCUGAACUUUGUCGGCAGCUUCAAGAUACACGAGUACAAGCUCGCCCGGUUUGUGCUGCUGGUGCAGAAGGGCUACCGGGACACGCCGUACCACAACUGGUGGCAUGCCUUCUCCGUUGCGCACUUUGCCUACUCGCUCAUGAUGAAUCUACGGCUGAUUGAGCGCGGCAUUAUCACGAAGAUGCAGGGCUUCUCGUUUCUGAUAGCGGCCUUCUGUCACGAUCUGGAUCAUCGGGGCAUUAGCAACUCGUACCAGACGCAAACGAGCAGCCCGCUCGCCCGGCUGUACAGCAGCGAGGGAAGCGUGAACGAGCGCCACCAUCUGUCGCAAGCGAUCUGCAUCCUGAACGACUCGAGCAGCAAAAUCCUGGACGGGCUGUCGACGACCGAGUUCAAGGAGUGUAUCGAUUAUUUGCGCGAGCUGAUACUGGCCACCGAUUUGGCGAACCAUUUCCGCAUACUGCCCCGCCUGAAGAAGCUGCGCGCGGAGUAUCUGACGGAGGGUUCGAAUCAGCGGCUGCUGCUGUCGCUCAUGAUCACGUGCUGCGAUCUGAACGAUCAGAUCAAAUCCUGGAAAACGGUGCAACAUGUGGCGCACCUCGUGUACGCGGAGUUCUUUGCCGAGGGAGACCUCGAGAAGCAGAUGGGGCUGCGACCGAACGCCAUGAUGGAUCGCAAGAAGGCGUGCAUUCCGAUGCUGCAGAUCGAGUUUCUCACCACCGUCAUACGGCCGACGUUUGAGAUAUUGGUGCAAAUCUUCCCCGAAACUGGUUCCUUCCUGGACACGAUCGAUAGCAAUCGCGAACAGUGGGAAAGGGUCCGCAACCGGGCCGCCCAACAGGGCAAUGGGAGUGAGACCGGCGGCAAUGGUGCAUCGGAACCGUGCAAUGGGUGCAACGCGACGGCCGAAUGUUGUGAUUUUACCUGCUACACACAGGUGAACGAUUGAGGAGAGGGAAGCGACCGUGCUCGGACGGGGAUUGCAGCAGCAAUACGCGAGAGACUAAUGGGUACAAUGGGGGAGUAAAGCAAGACAAUUUUAAUUUAUUUGACAGUAUUUGUACUAGCAUUGUUAUUUUACACAAACACACACAGUCACCUGAUAUCGUCGAAACAGUUCGGUUUUGCAGAAGUGCAGGACACACCACACCACACAUCCCAGAUAGCUUACAUUCACUCGAAAGAUCGCAUACAUAACUUUCCUUCUUGCAGGAGAGAUUAAAGAUUGUUUGCUGGCAAACAGAUCGUUAAUGCUUGUUUUUUUUUUCUUUUGUACAACUAACGCUCGCACACACAAUUACCUUUAAUCUUAAAUCGCACAAUAAUAAAACCCCCGGAUACGUCACAACGAUACCAAAGCAUUUACGGGAUUCGUCUGCGGCCGCGCGUGUCUCUCACUCUCUCUCUAUCACUCUCUCAAUACACUUUCGUUGUUCGGUUGCGUACGACGUCACGAAAAUACACAAAAAAGUAGCGGGAAAAAACAACUAGCUUUUAGGUGGUAGGAGCAGGUGCAAGCAGCAGGCACAACAGGAUA